This is a messenger RNA of Stomoxys calcitrans (stable fly), 1223 nucleotides long. RefSeq names its product putative phosphatidate phosphatase. The record is from RefSeq and is a predicted model, not a curated record. Gene Ontology annotation, molecular function: phosphatidate phosphatase activity. Gene Ontology annotation, biological process: phospholipid metabolic process; signal transduction; phospholipid dephosphorylation. The coding region runs from base 99 to 1076 and encodes 325 amino acids. Lineage: Eukaryota; Metazoa; Arthropoda; Insecta; Diptera; Muscidae. The transcript has a single exon.
UAAGAAGAUUCAUUCAUCUUCUCAACAGUUGCCUCUGAAGCGUUGCCGUGGAUACAAGCUACCCUUAGGAAAUCGAGUGUAUCUUCGAAAUAGGCGCUAUGUGUAAAUUCGCCUUGAAAUAUUUGCUGCGUUUAUUAUUCGACUUUGUGAUCAUAGCCGUUCUUCUUGUACUCUCACUAAAGACUUAUCUGUUUUUGGGUGCCCCCACCCGCCGUGGCUUCUUUUGUGGCGAUGAAUCUCUCAUGUAUCCCUUCCAUGAGGACACCAUCAACUCUCAUAUGCUGCAGAUCUUAAGUUUUGGCAUACCGUUGCUGGUGAUUGUUGUGUGUGGGCUCCUGGAAAAUCUGGCGCUGCAGAAGCGCUCUGUCGGUACCCACCUAAGGACACUCCUCACAAUACACGAUUCCUUGCUGCCUUUUUUGUUUGGCUAUGCUGCUGUACGUCUAAUAAAGGAUGUGGGCAAGGUCACGGUGGGACGUUUGAGGCCAUAUUUCUUUGAAGUUUGCCAUCCCGUCCAUGAGGAUGUGCCAAUUUGUGAUGAUGCCAGAAAUUAUGGAAUUUACAUAGAGGAGUAUGAGUGCGUGGGCAGCAUGGGAGAUACCGAGGGUGCAGCUCAUACAUCGAUUGUGGAAAAUAUUAUGCGCUCCUCCUUUCCCAGUGGCCAUGCAGCUCUCGCCUUCUUUGGCAUGAGCUUUACAGUAUUCUACUUGCAGCGUUUUUCUUCAAUAUUGCGUCGUAGCUGUGCGAAUGUAGGCCUAGUAAUGCCGUUGUUGCAAUUCGUAUGCAUCCUUGUGGCAUGGUUUGUUGCCACUAGCCGUGUGCUGGAUUACAAACACCAUUGGUCGGAUGUGGUGGCAGGAGGAUUUUUGGGCUUAGGUGUUGGCAUUGCGGUUGCCUACUAUGUGCAUGGUCAUCUCAAAGGUAGUGGCACAUUCCUCGAGGUAGUUGAUACACCAAAAGUGUCCAUCACUAGACACAACAACCGUGGGAUAAGUGAAAGGUCAUCAGUUUAUGCAUCAACAUCCAGCAGCAAUGCCCAAAACAAUUCAGUGACCAAACAAAUAUCAAAAGCUUAGGAUGUCACAUAAACAUUGAGUAAAAUUCGUAAAAAAUCUGUACUAAGUGUUACAAAGAAAGUAAAAAUGUGCAAAAUUAUGGGAAAAGAAAAAAACAAACUUUAAAUGUUUUACUAUAUAUAAAUAAAUUUUUCUUUUUUAUUUCAA